AUGUAUGUUACGACCAUUGAAGAAGAUACUAAGGAAGGAUAUCCUUGGAAACUAAAUUUUGACGGAGCGUCAAACGUUAUAGGUAAUGGAAUCAGGGCAGUCUUGGUACCCCCAAACGGAAAUCAUUAUCCCUUUACUAGUAAAUUGGAUUUUGAUUAUACAAACAAUAUACCGGAAUACGAAGCAUGCAUCAUGGGUAUUCGUACAGCCAUAGAACGUAAUAUCAAAGUACUAGAGGUAUAUGAGGAUUCUGCACCAGUGAUCUAUCAACUCAAAGGUGAAUGGGAGACGAGAGACCCCAAAUUGAUCAAUUAUCGAAGGCUAGUUCUUGAGCUAAUUGAAGAGUUUGAUAACAUCACCUUCUACUACCUCCUGCGAAAUAAAAAUCAAAUGGCUGAUGCCCUGGCUACAUUAGCUUCCAUGGUCAAAGUGAACAAAAAAGAGGAUGUAAAACUUAUCCAAAUGAGCAUUUAUGAGACUCCGGCUCAUUGUUACAACAUCAAAGAAGAAGAAGAAAAUAAUGAUCACCCUUAG
This is a messenger RNA of Gossypium raimondii (Peruvian cotton), 534 nucleotides long. RefSeq lists its product as uncharacterized. Gene Ontology annotation, molecular function: nucleic acid binding; RNA-DNA hybrid ribonuclease activity. The transcript has a single exon. Lineage: Eukaryota; Viridiplantae; Streptophyta; Magnoliopsida; Malvales; Malvaceae. The coding region runs from base 1 to 534 and encodes 177 amino acids. The record is from RefSeq and is a predicted model, not a curated record.